This is a messenger RNA of Chlorocebus sabaeus (green monkey), 2474 nucleotides long. Lineage: Eukaryota; Metazoa; Chordata; Mammalia; Primates; Cercopithecidae. The record is from RefSeq and is a predicted model, not a curated record.
AAGAGCUGAGCUGGGGAGUCACCCCGGGCCCGGGGUCACCGUGGGCCCCAUGUGGCACCCUGGUUCCCCUGCCUGUAGGUGGGAGGAGCCAGUCUGUCCAGGUGUGCUCCCUCCCCAGGCCCCAGGAAGGCGGGUACAGGGGCCAGCAGCUGCACCCACCCCACCCUCCUUCCCACCCACAUGCCGAAGGGUGGCCAGGCAGGCAGGUGGGCGAGUCCAGGCGGCGGCUGAGUCAGUGUGUGAGGAAUGUUCUGGCCGCUCCCAGCUGCACCCUGCCCCUACCUGCCCCCACCUCACCUUUGUCCCCAGGCGCUGUGGCCCUGAGCCCCUGCCAGGAAUGCACCUUUAGCUGAGGCCUGCUCAGUGAGCUCCCCCAACAGCCAGCCCUGCUCCUCGCCCCACGACCCUGCAGACCCCUCUGGGCUUCCAUGUUCCUGGGGGCUGCAGUGAGCAUGCUCCACCUGCAUGGCUGGAAACCAUAGUGGGCCCCAGCUGUGGUGGGUCCUGGGGUAGGGGCAAGGAAGUGAUGGGACCGCAGAGAUGAGACCCCCAGGGAUGAGAUGGGACUCCCCAGGCAGGGCCCAGGGUCCAGGACCCGGGAGAGAGAAGCAGGGAGGGAGAGGGCUUCCUGGUGGAGGAGGCAUCCUACAGUGGGGGCAAGGGUGCUCUGAGGGCCGGUGAAGGCAGGGACUAGGCUGCCCAGGCCCUGCCUGCUUGGCUGGGGCUGGGGGCUGUGGGGAGGUGGCCAGGAGGCUGGGCCUGGGCAGCUAAACUGGAGCUUUGGCCAGGGUCCAGAGCCUCCCUCCCUCCAGCUUCCUGCCGUGCAGAACCCUCGCCCCUGGCCACCCUAGGCUGCUUCCUUGCCCAGGCAGACCCAGCACUGGUUGCUGCCAGACAGAUGGGGUACCGGGCAGCGGCUGGAGGGGCCGCCCUCCCAGCUGACCCAGCCUCCUGGGCCGCUUCCUCCAAACCAGCAGGGUGGGAAGAUGCGGCACCCACCAGACUCUCCCAGUGCCCUGGCCCCAGCUGGCACCACAGCUAUACCUGGGCUUAUUCCAGACCUCAUCGCCGGGACCCCCUGUGAGUUGUGGGACUCCCAAGAGGGGUGUGGGGAUAACCCAGCCAAGCGGGGGCUGCAGCUGUCCAUAGAUGCACUCAGCCCGGCCUCUACCCCAGGGCCCCGCUGGGCUCUCAUUGCAGGCGCCCUUGCCGCGGGCGUCCUCGUCGUCUCCUGCCUCGUCUGUGCCGCCUGCUGCUGCUGCCGCCGCCACAGGAAGAAGCCCAGGGACAAGGAGGCGGUGGGUUUGGGCAGUGCCCGUGGCACCACCACCACCCAUCUGGUGCAGCCUGAUGUGGAUAGCCUGGAGUCCAGUCCGGGGGGCGCUCAGCAAUGGGGGCGCCUGCAGCUGUCCCUGGAGUACGACUUUGGAAGCCAGGAGAUCAGGGUGGGCCUGAGGCAGGCAGCCAACCUGAGGCCCGGGGGAACUGUGGACCCCUAUGCGCGGGUCAGCGUCUCCACCCAGUCCGGGCACAGACACGAGACAAAGGUGCACCGAGGCACAUUCUGCCCUGUGUUUGACGAGACCUGCUGCUUCCACGUGAGUCGGGGAUGGUCGGCUGGGUGGGCCUGGACAGCUGAGUGGGCCUGGGCUGGGGCAGCAGGGCCUGGCUCACGCUGCUGCCUCAGAUCCCGCAGGCGGAGCUGCCAGGGACCACCCUGCAGGUGCAGCUUUUCAACUUCAAGCGCUUCUCAGGGCAUGAGCCCCUGGGUGAGCUCCGCCUGCCACUGGGCACCGUGGAUCUACAGCACGUUCUGGAGCACUGGUACCCGCUGGGUCCGCCGGCUGCCGCUGAGCUCAGGCCGGCUGACCGUGGUGGUGCUGGAGGCUCGAGGCCUGCGUCCGGGACUGGCAGGUGAGGGUCACACCUGCCCAUGCUGGUGUACAGAGCGGGGGCCUGUGCUCGGCCCUGAGCCCUGGGAUGCCCCUUCGGCACCUCUUACCCUCCCAGAGCCCUACGUGAAGGUCCAGCUUAUGCUGAACCAGAGGAAGUGGAAGAAGAGAAAGACAGCCACCAGAAAGGGCACGGCUGCCCCCUACUUCAACGAGGCCUUCACCUUCCUGGUGCCCUUCAGUCAGGUCCAGAAUGUGGACCUGGUGCUGGCCGUCUGGGACCGCGGCCUGCCGCUCCGGGCUGAGCCCGUGGGCAAGGUGCACCUGGGUGCCCGGGCCUCGGGGCAGCCCCUGCAACACUGGGCAGACAUGCUGGCCCACGCCCGGCGGCCCAUUGCCCAGUGGCACCCCCUGCAGCCAGCCAGGGAGGUGGACCGCGUGCUGGCCCUGCAGCCCCGCCUGCGCCUGCACCUGCCCUUGCCCCACUCCUGAACGCAUCGCGUGCCUCAGUCUCCCCGCUGAGCCCAGGCACUUGCCCAGGCCGCCCUGCAGGACCACUGCAAUAAACGCCUUCUCCUGCCA